CGCAUCUCCGCCCGCGCCCGUCCCGCAAAGCGCUACACCAACGACGCUUUUGACGGCUUGGAUCUGGAUGAUGAGGAUGUCGUCGCUCCCGCUGUCAACCCCGACUCGGGUGACGAUGAUGAUUUUGACGCCACAGCCCACGACGUCGAGGCUGCCGACGCCGAGGAUGACCUCUCCAUCGACGAGGGCUCCGGGGGGAGCGCGUCAGGUGAAGACGCCGGAGAACUGGUGCUUGACGAUGACGAGUCCGUCGUAGGAUCGGAUGUCGAACAGGGCCCUGCCCGGAAAGCCAAGAGCAAAAAGGGCAAGUCGAAUCUUUCCACGGCAGAGUACUCUACCUUGAAAACCGGAAGCUUCAUUGAUCCGGGCAACCAUCGGACGGUCGAGUCGGACAUCCGGUUGGCUUCUCGUGGCGUGGCAGAAAUGUACCACAAUACCGGCAAGGACACCAGGAUCCUCAAUUUGUUUGGUCCGGCCAAGGAAGACGUGCUACCGGCCAUUACAGCUCGAGAUAAAUGGCACGAUGAGCCUACCCUGCCUAGCCGUAAGGUGGACGUAUACGGCCAGGGCGGCAUGGCUUACAGCCCGUAUUACACGGAUCAGGUCCGUGAGCAUGAAGCCACCAUGGGCUGGGGGUGGUAUUAUGAGAAGGGGGGGAAAGAUUCCUUUUCAGAGAGACAGCAGUCCGCUUUCCUAUCGUCUACGCAAGCAGCGCAUUAUCUCUCUUCUACAGACGGGAUUGAUAGAGACGUCCUUCUAGGGCCUUUCAACAAUCAAAAAGUAUUCAACAUCGCCCCGGGCAACUUUAUGAACCUCAGCGAAGCUUGGCCGAAGGAGAAAUCGCCAACGAACGGCAACCCAACGGACGCCAAUGGUGAGCAAAGCCAAGCAGUUAGACAGGGCUGGCUGUUCAACAUAGGCGCCAAGGUACAGUGCGUUGAAUGGGUUACCCAACAUACCGGAACGACGCAGUACCUUUCCAUGGCGGCGCUGCAAAGACCCAAUUUCCCUAAGCCGCGUGAGCAUGCCAAAGCUCCAGCUUUUACGCCCCAACCUCCCACCCCUGCGUCCAUUCAGAUAUGGAGGUUUGAAGCAUCCGAGGCCCCUGGCCAAGAAGGCACCAUCGACUACAGCAAGCGUCCCCAUCUUGACUUGGUUGUCUGCACAGACUGGGGAACAGUCAGACAGUUCAAAUGGUGUCCGUUGCCUAAGAGACAAGAAGCAAAUGAAGACAAGGUCAACCUUGGCCUUCUAGCCGGAGUAUGGGGUGACGGCAAGAUGCGAGUGCUCGAUAUCCGAUACCCCAAAUCCACAUCGACGCAGUAUAUCCACAUCAAGCAAGCGGCCUUUGAGACACGCCCACCCGACGCCAUCUGUACCAGCGUGACAUGGCUUUCGGGCGAGCACAUCGCAGCUGCCAACACCGACGGCAGCAUCGCGGUCUGGGACUUGACCAAAACACUACUCAAACCACAAAUCCCCGGCUCAGGGCACCCGCGUCCCUGGUACUACCACUGCGUGCACAGCAGCUACAUCCUCACGCUCGCGGCAGCCUAUCCCUCACACCCCUACCUCAUCGCCACCAGCAGCAUGGACGGGUAUCUUCGACUCACCGACCUGCGCGCCCCAGCGCACGACAGCGUUUUCUCGCAACGCUCGCGCACCGGCAGCGCCGCGCUGGCCUGGCACGACAUCUCGCAGAGCUUCCUGACCAGCGACGAGAACUACACGCUGCUGGCGCUGUCGGUGCGGCGCUUCCAUGUCAACAUGAGCGUGGGCCGCGGGAACAGCAACAUCACGCACGUGGCGACGAGCCCGGUGCACCCGUUCGCGAUGCUAGGGUGCACGGAUGGCAUGGUCAUUGCUACGAACCCGAUGCGCAAGGUCCUGGUCGCCAAGGCCGAGAUGUGGCACCAGACGUGGUUUGCGCACGAGUGGCGGCGCGGGACCGCGUCUGCUGCUGAUGACCAACACGCCCCGCCGCAGGCCUCGCUCGCGCACCCCGUCAAACGCGCUCGCCAUGCCGCGCCCCUCAGCCGUGUUACUGAUGGCUAUAAGCCCGAGAUCUACAAGCUGUGGGUCGAGCAGGGCCUCCCGAACCAGUACGAAGGCGUCGUGUAUAACACGAUACAUGAGGAGGAGACGGCGACGACACAGGUGUGCUGGAAUCCGAACUUACGGUUUGGAGGGUGGGCGGCGGCGGGGAUGGGGGAUGGGCUGGUGAGGGUCGAGGACUUGGCG
Molecule: messenger RNA, 2241 nt
Organism: Aplosporella prunicola CBS 121167
Lineage: Eukaryota; Fungi; Ascomycota; Dothideomycetes; Botryosphaeriales; Aplosporellaceae
Exons: 1
Biological process (GO): transcription by RNA polymerase III
Cellular component (GO): transcription factor TFIIIC complex
Molecular function (GO): protein binding
Source: RefSeq, a predicted model, not a curated record